Messenger RNA from Porites lobata, 8653 nucleotides. The record is from the annotation of a GenBank genome assembly. Lineage: Eukaryota; Metazoa; Cnidaria; Anthozoa; Scleractinia; Poritidae.
AUGGAUUCGAGAUGUUUUGAAGUUGUUACUUUCAUGCUCAUCAUAUCUGUACGUCCAGCUGUUGCUACUCCUUUACAUAUUUUGCUGAUAGUUGUGGAUGACUUAGGAUGGAGCGACGUAGGGUUUCACAACCCACAGAUCAACACUCCGAACCUAGAUCACCUUGCUUCUGAAGGAGUAAUACUGGAUAAUUAUUAUGUACAACCAUCUUGCACGCCAACCAGAGCCGCUCUUCUUACUGGAUUGUACCCCAUACACACAGGUAAACGAAUAAGGCGAGAUUUGUGUUUAGUAGUUUAAUUCCUUCCCGGGGGGUACUCCCUGUAAUGACCUAUACGGGGAGGCUCCAUCGGAAAGGGGUUCCUUUUUUAGGUUUCAGGUAUGUGAAAGGGUAGGGACUGUCAUUUCGGUCUACAGAAGAGACCAAAAGGGCUCAGAACAGGAGAAGAACUCAACAGGAGAAGUCGAGAAAACGUUCUCGUUUUGUGAUUUAUUCGUCAGUGCAUUUGCAGCAGUUAAAAGCGGUGCAAAGUGCUAUACUUGGUAUGUUAAAGGGGUACCAUUUUGUUUAUAGAAGGUACACGAAAGAGGUACCUUUUCCGUCAAAAGGGUAAGGAGUUGGUCCUUUCCGCAGAAUUGCCCACUUGCGAUAGAGACAGAUUCCACACACGCUGGUUCAAUAAUCGAGGACUGUAUACUUUCGUACAAAUCUGACUUUACUCUUGACAAUUCAACAUUACACGUUCCGUUCUACGAUCGAUUUCAGUCUAACUAAAUUUUACAAAAAUGCUGCGUAUAUUUGCUAAGGAAAUCCACACCCAGAAGCGUAAUUCCGGCGUGGUCACAAUAAUCAAAUGUGGUCCAAGUUCUUUGCUCACCUUUAACUUCGACUCGUGGGCACUAAUUUCAACUAAUUUCCUAUUAAGCGUGGGUUUACUUGACAAUUAUGGUGCUAAUCCUUACGUGCGGUUAAGCUGGUAAUACCCGAUUAAAAACAACAUUGAUUAAUUCUAAUUAUCUUAUCCCACGAUAUUUCCUGUUACAAUCUAAACAUCUCUUUUAGCGGUGGCGAGAUAAUGGCUUGCUUAGUUAAUCAACUACCGAAAAUUUAAUGAAAUAAGAAAAUACAAUGAUUCAUAAGCAUUCGAACGUUUCACAACAGUCCUUGGGUGGAGCCUUCCCUUACAAAGCUUUAUAAAGUGUACCCCCCCCCCCCCCCGCAACCCCGGCAUUAAUUUAGCUCGGAGCAGAUCAGUGAAAGCCAUUUUUAUUUCAACUAGACCCAUAACUUUGUGACCUCGGGCUUCCCUUCAGCGAAUUUUUUUUGGUACAAAAAAGUUCAAAUGAGUAAUUAAGCUACAAGAGAAAUACAGUUAUCAAAGGUCAUGUACAUCGAAAUAACUAGAGUCUAAAUGCAUCAUUAUCUGCAAACGAUGCUUGCCCCAUGACCUUAACAUAUUGCAUUGCAGUAUAAAAUAUGAUAAAAACGCGAGAUAAAAUCAGUAACAUCAAUAUAAAAGCAAAGAGAAAGAAUCUAGUCACACCAAAGCUGAUUAAUUAACUCAACUCGUUUUCUGUUUCUUCUUCUUCUGUAAAGCAACUAAAGCUUACUGAAAUAUGGAGGCAUUCGUAAUAUCCUAGCACUCUUGCGUUAAUCAGAAACUAAUUACUAAACACUCUCUUCAAAUUUCGUUGGUAGUUCACUACUUCGAGAGGGCCUCUCGAUAAGAUUCACUCGGAGGAGUUUGUUAGUAAGUUGGACUUGUGAAGUCGGUGAGUUGAACUGAACCGUAGCAAAUGCAUGUUAACUGAUCAUUGGUCUACGGUACGUUUUCAGGUCCAACACUCAUUAUUUUUUUUUUAACUCUAUGAGAUUCUGACUAAGAAACAACACAGUGCCGUCUGGUUUACGUCAUAUAAAAAGGUCCUGAAUUAGACUGUUUUUUUUUUUUCAAUUAUUGCUCCUGAUAUUAGGCAUGCAAAAGGGAGUCUUACAUCAAAAGCAGCCAUACGGACUGCCUCUUAGAUUUACUACCUUGUCACAGAAACUCAAAGAAGCAGGUAAGUCUAUAAUUACUCUGUAUUAUUAUAUAUGGGCAUGUCUCAAAAGGACUGGAAACAACCAAAUUCAAGAAUUUGAUUAGCUAAAAUCGAUCUUGACCGCGGUCUAGAUUUUCCCAUUUAAACCGGCAUCUAGACCGAUCUUGUUGUAACAGUUGUCCUCAAAAAGUUACAAACAAGAACAAGAGAGAAUGAGCAAAGAAUGUGAAAAAAUUGGCUUGUUCCUGUUAAUAAUACUAAAUGGAAGAAUCAUUGGACCUUCACAAGGAAGUAGGUAAAGACCACGAGCAAACGUUGGCAAAUUUGAGUCCUGCCGAGGAAGCUAUUACGAGCAAAGAUGAAAUGGUAAUUGAUUUUUUUGUUCCUUUGCUUUCUUGUUUGGCCAUAUAAUGAACAUGUUAUUAUUUAAACCGAGCUAGGUCGGUUUUUAGGGGAGAAUCUUGACCUCAGACGCUGGUACAGACUUCACUGCUCGACACUGCGUUCGGUCUGUAUUGGCGACCUCGGUCAAGAUUCUCCCAUACAGACCUCCCGCUCGCAUUAAUAAGAACUAUUAAGUAUAAACGUUCUCAGACAAAUAAAAAGAUCCGACCCUUAAGUUCAAGUCGAUAAGCUAUGGAAGUGGAAGCAUAGCCUCGAUUACAGCCGCUGAGCGGGAAAUGAGCCUGCUCUCCACCCCCCGGUACAGUACCCUACAAUAGCUAGCCAUCUCCCCUCCCCUUCCUUUUACAAUGUGUACGUUGUAAAGUCAAAAAGAUUCGACUGCAUCUUUUUCGCUUAAUUGAUCUUUGUUUAAUGUUUUCUUAUAGCUAGGACUAAGAUUCUGCUGUCUGGUAUAGAGCCCACUCGUUUCUGGAUGACGAAUUCUGAAAUAAUAUAAAAUUCAUUUAACACAUAGUAACCAACAAACGGCCGACAUUUCGCAACGUUACCACUGGAUUUCCCGCGAAAUGACAUCAGAGAAACGAGCGCAGAAAUUCCAUACUGAUGACGUGUCACUACCCAGAUCUGGCCGAUAGUGCUCCGAUUGGUCGUGCCUCCAGAGAAAUUUGCUUAAACCAAUUAGAAGCUGACUACCCAGGUAAGGGUAGUGACACGUCAUCAGUAUGGAAUUUUUGAGGCUCGUCUGUCAUCCCUCGACGUCAUUUCGCUAGGAAACCACUGGUGACGUCGCGAAGUUUCAGCUGUUUUCUGAUCUCAGGCUAACCAAUUGCUCCUGUAAAUUAUCUUUUCAUUCCAGGAUAUUCUACUCACAUUAUUGGCAAAUGGCAUCUUGGCUUCUUUCGUUGGCCUUACACCCCGUUAUACCGUGGUUUCGACUCCUUUUACGGUUUUUACGGUGGAGCUGAAGGUUACUACAGCCAUGAACAUGACGGAAUCCUUGAUUUGCAUGACAACAAGGAACCCGUACGAAAUAAGAGUGGAGUUUAUUCGGCAACGUUGUACGCUGAGGUAUUCACAGAUCUUCCAGAUUGUAAAAUAGUACUCAUCAGUAACGAAAUACAGUGGAAACCCAUUUAGUAACUUUUUUUCCAUAAAAAUUUGAUCGUAGUCAGCGGUUUAGUGUCGUAUCUUCCCGCAAGGCGAUGGCUGUGAGCCUCAACUUUUGUGAGGUUUAAAAAGAUUGUCUGAGUUCGCGUUCAGCCUGAACGCAAUGCAAGGGUGGUGUAAUCUCGGUUUGUCUUUACAGCUAUUUCAAAAAAAAGUACAGGCGUCAAUCACGAAAGGUACUGUUCUUCAAAGAAAUUUGAAAGAAUGGCACGGGAGGCCACGGACAUUUGUUUGCAUGUGCUAAAGGAAAGCAACAAUAGUAGGUUCGACAGCUACAGUGGUUAGGAACAGUGUAUUGAUCGUAUCCCAUAUUACCUUUCGGGAUUGUCGCGUGCACAUUUUUCCGACAUCCUUUCUUGAAGUAGCUGUAUACAUAAAUAUGACGAUAGUGUGCCCUACAGUUCCCUACUCAUAUAAAAAACACUUGAAAAACUCGUUCAGUUCUUUUAGCGGCGUUCUUGGUGGUCAAGAAAUGCUUUGCGAGGAAUCUCCAUGGCUGAAGUAUUUUACAUAGAAACUGGUCAGUAAUUUCUUUUCGCACGAAACCCUUAAGAGUUUUUAAGAACCCCGUCAUGUUAGCUUCAAAGUACGAGCGAAAAUCGACCUAAUAGAACAUUUCCAAAUCAGUUUAUGACUUGAGUUUCUUUUUCUAUUAAACAGCAAGCAAGGAGAGUGAUCCUAUCGCACAAUGCAUCCAAGCCCUUGUUUUUAUACCUUCCAUUUCAAAGUGUGCAUGGACCAUUAAGCGUUGAUCUAAAAUACGAACAGAAGUAUCGAGGAAUUCGCAACAAAAGGAGGCGAACUUAUGCUGGCAUGGUCGACAUUAUGGACGAAGCGAUAGGAAACGUCACAGAAGCUAUGAAAGAGGCUGGGUGAGUCGUCAACGGUAUAAGUUCGUUAAAAGAGACUUUUCACAUUCUAAGGCAAAGACGCCUACGAGGGCGAGGUGUUCUCUAUACCAAGUAGUGCGCGCGCGUGAACCAGAGUGGCGGGAAAACGUGACGACAAAAAAUGCCUAAACAUAGUCUUCAAUAACGAAACAAUUGACGCGGAGUGAAAAGACAGCCGACAAAUGACGUCUGAGAAACCAGCGAAAAAAUUCCAUGCUGAUGACGUGUUACUACCCAGAUCAGGGAAGUGCUUCAGUCUGAUUGGUUGAAGUACAUUUCUCACGCAACACGACCAAUCAGAAGCACUACCCAGGUCUGGGUAGUGCUUCUGAUUGGUUGAAGUAAAUAUCCCAAGAGGCACGAGCAAUUAGAAACACUAACCAGAUUUGCAUGGGUAGUAACGCGUCAUCAGCAUGACGUCAUCAGUAUGGAAUUUCUUCCGUCACUCCUUGGGCGCCACUUCGCGGGGUAACCAGUGAUGGUGUGCCUUACCUUUUUAAAAAGAUAGCAAAUAGCUUGACAUAGUCCCCUAAACAACAGUUCUUAUGAAAAGGUUUUACUUCUUUGCUUUCGUUUCAGUCUAUGGAAUGAAACCUUCACGAUUGUAACUACUGAUAAUGGAGGCAAUCCUGGUCAAGGUGGAUACAACUGGCCCCUCCGGGGACAGAAAGGCAGCCUCUGGGAGGGAGGGGUCAGGGGAGUUGGUCUAGUUCACGGAAGGAUGCUUCAAAAGACUGGGGUUAAGUGUAAGGAGCUCUUUCAUGUCACUGACUGGUAUCCGACUCUUGUUAAUCUUGCAGGUAAAUUAAAAAAUUUGUUAACUUCCAUUCAAGGACAUUGAGGGACGUAACUACCUGUGCUCCAAUUCGCAGAUAAAUAGAAAGCUAAAACAAAGAUAUAUAAACAAAGCCGAAGAACAGAAAGUGAAUAAAACUGUGCAAUUGCCACUUAAAUUUUUUUCCCGAGAAUUUUUUGUCGAAGAAAAUGGAACGUUUUCCCUGGAUUUGCCACUCGCGAAAGCCAUAUUAACUGCUGCCUGAAAAACAUGGUCGUAUAAGACCAAGAAAGAUAAUUACUUAAACAUAAUUACUUAAUUAAAAGGAAACACAAAUUUAGGGAGAGAAAAGGGCACUUUUCUGGUUGACGAGCGUCACUCAAAAACGAUUUUGCUUUUGCUCCAACAACAACAACAACAACGAGCUCAUAUUUGCAUGACGAUACAAGUACCGUAUUGCAAAAGCUACGUUAUUUUGGUAAUAAUUUGUCACGAACGUCAAAGCAACCUGAGAUAUAUCUUAUGAAUUGUAUCCUGAUAAAGUGAUUGGAGGAGUUCAUCAGUUCAUUGAUCAUAACGUUUACAUAGGUAACUGGGUAAUAUUUGGAAUCAGAGUCUUGAUUUUAUUGAAAAAAUCAUUCCUAAUCAUAGAGUAUGUAGGACAGCGAAAAAGAAAGUGAACUUGGCCUUCUAUUAGAUUGCUAAUCUAGUAAAAAACCAAGUUCAAAAAUGACAAUGCCUAUUAUCCUUCGUAGUUUGAUUGUAUCUACCCAAUCCUAUCAUUAGUUUGUGAUUGCUUUUUCGUAGUUUUACUAAAGCCCUUCACCCAACUGUUCCUCUUGUUAAGUGUAAGUAAUUAGAGGUGGUAUGAUCGGUUUUAAAAGAUCUAUAAAAUUCAAGUUUUUGAGAAUGUUGAAGGGUGUUUUGCCAGUUUGAGAUAUAUUCCUAUUAACUGAACUUACAUAGCUCCGUACUGUCCUAACCCAGGAUGGUAGCAAAAUUAAUUUUAAGAUCAGUUUUAGUAUACUUAUUUUGUUCUUCUUAAUGACUGUCAGAUCGAUCUCUUGACCGAAGACGUACUGACGCUGCUAUUCGGCAAUUGGAUGGCUUUAACAUUUGGCGCAGUUUAUCCGAAGGGGAUCCAUCGCCACGAAGGGAGAUUGUGCAUGACAUUAGUGACCAUAAGGCAGCAAUUCGUGUUGGAGACAUGAAGUUGAUAUUAAAUCAAACCGAUAGGAAGAGGUAUAUCCCACCAGAGUUGGUUGGAAGUAUUCCAGCUGAGCAAGGAAAAAAGGUUAUCAUGUACACUUAAAAUUUCUUUUAAGUUGACAGGAUAAAGGGGCUGCAUUGUGUCACAGUUGCUUAAUCCAUUGUUAAUUUAGCCAAUUACGUAUCCUUUAGCCUGGUUUUCACUAGCGCAUAGGCUUAAGCAUAAGGACAUACGCACGCGCAGAAUGGCAUAUUUGACUCAAUUCUCAAUACCAGCUCUCCUCAACCCGACGAUAAACAAGAUGGCGGACGAAGCGUCCGCCAUAUGGCUUUUGAUAUGUUCGUAUGAGGUCUGGGUCAAAGUGACCUAUGAUUGGUCCACGGCCUUCUGCUUAUGCCUGUGCUAGUCAAAGCUACGACAUAAGCUUAAGUAUUAAGCUCAAAAAGAACGGACUUAAUUACUCCGUUUUUCUUGUACUUAUGUUUAUGCUUAUGUCGACCUAGUUUUCACUUGCUUACACAUGUGCUUGUGCUUAUGCUUUUGCUUAUACGCUAGUUUAAACCAGGCUUUAGAGGCCAUUAAACUUAACAAAAAAAAUUACUGGCAAGCCACAACAUGACAGAUUCUAUAUCUUGUCCAACUAAUACAGUUCCCAAACAUUAUACCAAAUGUUAAACCAACCGAAAAAAAUGAACUUUUUAAGACUGCUAAGUUAACCCACCGCAAUUUCAAUCCUUUUUAAUCUUCUUCAAGCUUGUCCAUUCCUGGCUAAUUUUGUCUUUGCUGUGUUCUAAACCCUUUCUUUUAAUGUUUGAGCAAUUACUUUUUAUGUUUCACUCAAUUUGGUGGCAGUUUGUACUGUUACAAUUUAGUUUAAAAUUCGCAUCUCGUGUAACUCUUUUAGUCUAAUAUGUAACAUUUACUUUCGUUAGUCACAAAUUUGCAUAGCUGGCGCCGAUUCUGUGACGAGUUUCGGUUAUUGUAGAUAUGAGUUUUCUUUUAUUCCGGUGACAGAAAGAAGCACCAUGUUUUAUUUAUGUAAACCAUUUCUUGAAACUAAAACCCAUUUCAGUAUUCGAAUUCACCGUACCCUAUAUGUAAGGGAAUCCAAGCCGGCAAUAUUCUUAGGGUGCUUUCCAUUUGUCAGAACUGGCCGGCCGGACCAUUGCCGGACCAGUAAGUUUAAUAAUGAAUUAGGCUUUUUCCAAGAGUUUUUGCUGAAAAAUCAUGAUCUCCUUUGGUGCAUACUAUUCAGGAUUUGACUGAUCUGGCUGGAGAGUUUUGAUUAAAAGAGAAAUUGUCAUUGAGACGGGAAUGGUCCGGCCGGUCAGUUCUGAAAGGUGGAAAGCGCGAUUACAAGCCACAAUUCUGAAAAUGAGCCCGCACUCCCCCCACCCCCCACCGAACUGCGGAAGUCGAGCCUGCCAGAAUCUUGGAUUCGGGAUUCGGGAUUCGGGAUUCGAGAUACUGGAUUACGGAUUCCUUUGCAAUGGAACUUGGAUUCCGGAUUUCAAUCGUUAUACAGAUUCCAAAGCCCAGGAUUCCGGACUCCACAAGCAAAGUCCAGAUUUUCUUACAUAGGGCGACACUCAAGCACUUCCUUUCUUUCUUCUAUACCACCACUAAAAACACUAAAAACCAUUUAAGUAUUCAAGGAGUCACUUUUCUUGCAAUUUCUAUCUCCAGGGACACUGUUGCAAAAACGUUAUUGAUGUGGGCCUUUACAACAUUACCGCCGAUCCGUAUGAGAUGGUAAACCUUCGUAACCAGUUCCCGGAUAUUGUGGAGGCAUUGAUGACUAGGGUGGAGUACUAUAGACAGGGUGUUGUACCCCCCGAGAAAAAGCCUUCCGCGAGAAAAGCGAAGAAAACGGCUCGUAGGAAGGGAUACUGGGGGCCAUGGGAAGAUUGAGGAUUAACCGGUGUUUUUAGCGGAUUAAAGUGCUAGUGUUCACAGCCAGGGCGGAUUGAAUAAGGAUUAAAAAAACUAGCAUAUAGAUUUAGAUUGAGCUAAGAGCGAUCGUGUUAUGCAUUUAUAAUUUACUUCAGACGGUAAACUUGGAACCAUUGCAAAAAAAAGUCCACAAAUCUAUAAUUAACUGAAGGGAAGAACUAUGCGACUGUCAAGGACUACAACCCAAGUCAAAACACCUUGGUACACUUGGGG